Molecule: messenger RNA, 3710 nt
Organism: Uranotaenia lowii
Lineage: Eukaryota; Metazoa; Arthropoda; Insecta; Diptera; Culicidae
Product: probable serine/threonine-protein kinase clkA
Exons: 3
Coding region: 547-3639 (1030 amino acids)
Source: RefSeq, a predicted model, not a curated record
AACGUAGUUCGCCUCCUCGUGGUGCAACCUGGGUAAUGCCAAAUGGACUACUAACUCUUCGUUUGUCAAAUCAGAAGUUUACCUACGUGCACUCUACCAUGCGUUGUUUGUUGCAAUAGAGCUUACCUGCAGUAAAUUUACCUAUACUUUGGGAUUACCUAAUGGCAGUACAAAAUAAAAUGUAGGAGAUGUUAAGGAUAUUAUUCAGUUAAAGCUGCUGAUGAACGAGAACAAGGGAACGAACGGAAAAGAGAUGUUUAUCUUUCAUCCAGUGGCGGUCCUUUACGGGCUGUAAUGUUGUCCGCCUCUUCGUGGUGCAGCCUAGGUAACGCUAAAUGGACUUCAACCAAACCCCAAAUCCAAGGUGUGACGCGAACAACCGUGCCGACGGAUGGAUGGCCAGGGGGGUUUCAUUAAAUACCUUGUCUCUAACGGAGCCUGUGGGGCACCGGGGCGCACCCCACAGUAAAUCUUGCCCUUACUGCGCUACGGCAGGGCACUGGCGUGGCGGACCGUAUACUUCCCUAGCGACUCGUGGGAUCUAUUAUGAGCUCAAAUACAGAAACAAACAAAACCAACCAACAGGGUUCUGAUGCACCCAAAGCAUCAACAACAGAAACAACAACAACAACAACAACACAGGACAAAGUAACCGAAGUAACAACAGCAGCAGCCGCAACUGAGACAAGUGCCACUAAAUCUGACACUAAAGAUGAAGCCGCAACGACAAAGGAAAAACUCUCAAUUCAUGCCAGGAAACGCCGUAAGUGGUUGCUAGAUAUCGGAUACGAUUUUGAGGAAGCAACCGAGCUGGCUAAGAAGCACGACUUCGAGACAUUGCGAAAAAUGGUCAUUCAAGCAACGGAUGGGAAACCUGCGGAAAAUACAGCGGCGAAUAAAACGAAGAAAGUUCGUCCAGCUCCUAUGGUUAUCACCCAUAAAGAUUAUCCAGUGAAGAUGCUUGAAAAAGAGCAGGUUGAAAAAUUGAAAGGUGAAAUUUUAAAAAAGGUUCUGGAACACAAAGAUACGGAUGAGAUGAAACCCGGAUUUGAAAAGUGUGAAUUUAAAACAGGAUACUUGCGGAUCCUUCCAUCUGAUCAGGAAACUCUCGAUUGGUUGGAUAAAACAAUUCAACAAUUGGAAGUAUCUGAAGCGGCAGAGUUAAAAUUUGUACCGGAAAAAGAGAUAACGAGCAUUGAAGUCUUUGUUGGUGAGUUUCCCGACAGCAAGGAUGACAGCUCUGAGGCCAUUUUGGGAUUUAUCGAAUCGCAAAAUGAUGGUCUGAAAACGAGCUCAUGGAUUGUUAUUGAUCGGAAAGAGGUUAACGACACUGUAUGCUUGAGUUUUACCGUAGACUCAGAUUCAAAGACGGGUUUAGAGAGCCGAGAAAAUAAGCUUAAAUUUAAGUUCGGUCAAGUGAAUCUGUCUUCAAAAGAUAAACCGAAAUCAAGCGCAAAGCCCGAUCCAAAAGUCGCUGUUCCUUCUAAAAAAUCUUCGAUACCUCCGAAAAAAACUCCGGUUCCACCUAAAAAAACCAAUUUGGCGAAAUCAUUACCAAACCAGAAACCGCCAGUGGCAAACAUCUGGACCAGUAACGCACCGAAAUUCGGUCAGAAUAAGCUAGCAGCGCAAACAAAACCAGUGAAUCGAGGAAACAUAACCCGCGUACAGAAUGUUCAACCAAGCGCUCCGACUCGGUCAUCUGAGCCAAGCAAACUAAAUGUUGCUCGAAAUGACGGUACAAGGUUCAAUCGACCCAAUAAUCCUGAGAUUAGGCAGCAAAGCGGAAAUCGUAAUGUUCCAGUGCGAGAUUCUCAUUCAAAUCGGAACAUCGAUCAGCAAAACGAUGGAAACCGUCGUAAUGCUCCUAAUAACUUUAGUUCAACACCUUUCAAUAGUGGUAACAAUUAUCCCAGCCGCGAUCAAUUGCAAAAUGACCCCAAUCAACCAUGGGCAAACAAUGCGGAUUUCAAUAAUCGCAACUUGUCACGAAAUGAAGAAAUUGCUCGUUUCCUUCAGAAUCAGAAUAACAGUGGGCAGAAUGUGUUUAAUUCUCAUCCAGUAUCAAGAAACAUUGAUUCAUUUAAUGAACCUUUCAAUUCUAAUAGAGGCAACCGCAUGAGUUCGAUGAGAACAGAUGAUAAUUUUAUCAAUCCUGGUAGAUCUCAGCAGGAUUCCUUUGAUAACCGGUCGAAUCUACGCAGAAGUGAUGAUCAGUUUGUCGGAAACAAUUCCAAUAUUUUCGAAAGAAGAUCCAACAAUGACAAUUUCGGAGAAUCUAAUCGAAAUCAGGUUGAUCUCAGGUCAAAUUCGCUAUGGAAGGACACCAAUUUUAGAAACACCAGUGGUCAACAAAUGUCUAAUGACGAUGGAAUACCAAGAAAUUCCAGAUUCCAAGAUAAUAUGGACAAUCCAUUUAACCGAGAUAAUUUCGACAACAGGAAUUCCGACUUUAGGAGGAAUAAUGAUUAUUCUGAUCAGUUUGACCGUUCUAAUAGAAAUCAAUCGAACAAUGCUAUGGAAAGAAGAGGUAUCGGAGGGUUUACCGAUUCUGGAGCUAACAUGAACGAUUCUAAGUUUGGAAAUUCAUUCCAAAAUCAGUACAACAGUGAGUCUAACAGGCCGAGGGGCGAAAUUGAUUUUGAUUCGAACAGAGCAAGAGGCGAUCCCGAUUCUGGUAGAUCUCGAUACGAUCCGUUCGAAAAUUUGGAUUCAAAUCGUGAACAGUUUAACAACCGCCCGAGCAGCAGCUCUCAGCAAAAUUCUGGUUCGCUCAAUUUGGCAGAUAAUUUUUUCAAGCAGCUGCAUCGCAUAAACGAACAAAAAAGAGAUACAAACGAUCGCCUGGAAAAUAGUUUCGGCGGAAGAAGUAAUUGGAAUACUGAUUUCAACCGAUCAACAGCAACUGCUUUUGGUGGAUCUGGAAAUCGCGGGUUGGAUGCCGGUGGCGACAGUGGUUCGAAUAAUCGAUUUAGUGGCGAUGGCGGUAGAUCGAAUAAUCGAUCAAGUGGCGAUGGCGGAAGACCAACCAGUCGUUUCAGUGGCCCGGGAGAUGUUGCAUUGAAUAACCGAUUCAGUGGCGCAGGCGACGGUGGAUCCAACAACCGGUUCAGUGGAGCAGGAGAUGCUCCAUCGAUCAACCGAUUCGGUGGUGGAGGAGAUGGUGGUUCGAAUAAUCGAUUCACUAACGCAGGCGAUGGAUCGAAUAACAAUCGAUUUGGUGGCGAAACUGGCAGAUCAAAUGAUCGAUUCAACAGUGCAGGAGGUAGUGGAUCGAAUAAUCGAUUUAGUGGCACAGGAAAUGCUGCAUCGAUCAACCGAUUUGGUGGUGGAGGAGAUGGUGGUUUGAAUAAUCGGUUCACUAACGCAGGCGACGGAUCGAAUAAUCGGUUUGGCGGUGAAACUGGUAGAUCUAAUAGCCGAUUCAGUGGUGGAGGAGAUAGCGGAUCCAACAAUCGAUUUGGUGGCGGAGGAGAUGGUGCAUCAAACAAUCGAUUUGGUAACUCAGGAGGUGGCUCUAACAGCCGCAAUGCUGGUGGUCAAUCCAAUAAGCGCGCUGCUGGUGGUAACAUGAUAAGCUAUCCCAUCGGUCUCGGUCAAGCUGGUAAUGUCGCGAAAAAAUUCAAAAACUGGACGUAAACUCAUUGGCAUUCAGUAUUUUAUUGUCGUAUUCUUCAGUGAAUGUAAUAAAAGUGUCCUGGUUCUAGAAA